AAUUGAAGUAUCCUCCAAUGCUUGAUCCUCGCUCGGAGGCUUUGGCAGCAGAUCUAUAUGCACUGUCACGAUAUGCCAAUGCCAGCACCGGACCUGCCAUACUGAAUUCUGAAGCUUCUCAAUCGGUUGAAUCUGAACAACCGGAGUCCAAGCCAAUUGGGGCAGAGACCCACAACAAAAUUCUGAACUACGACUUGCUUAACUUCAGCAUCAACUGCCUUCUAAUGAACCUGGCGCACUAAUGCACCUCGUUGAGAAAGCUGCUGGUGAAGAUGAAGAGGAAUAUGAUGAAGAGACACGACAAUGCAAAAAUCUCCUUCAAAAUGUCAAAACCUUCUUGAGCAGAGAGGUACCAAGGGAAUCAUUGCUUUUUAUUGUUCCUGCUUUUGGUGGUAUAGUUUCGUGGGAGGGCGAAGGGGCUCCUUUUGUGGAAUCCGACCAGGGCAUUACUCACCAGACCGUUGAUAGGGAAGCUCAAGGACACAGAGUCCUCUCAAGAGAAUAUGUUCAACCACAAUGGGUAUUUGACUGUGUGAAUGCUAGAAUAAUUCUGCCAACUGAAAACUAUCUAGUUGGAAGGAUUCCUCCGCCACAUUUGUCUCCUUUUGUUGACUAUGAUGAAGAAGGAGCAUAUGUUCUAGAGUAUGCAAAGACUAUUAAAAACUUGCAAGCAGCUGCCAGAAAGGAAGUCCUCUCACUUCUUGGUCUUGAAAAAGAUUUGGAAGAUCCUCAAAAUCAACUGGCUGAGGGCGUAAUUGAUAGAGCAGCAGCAAAUCAUGCGACUAAAGGAAACAGAAGAUGA
Molecule: messenger RNA, 802 nt
Organism: Lathyrus oleraceus (garden pea)
Lineage: Eukaryota; Viridiplantae; Streptophyta; Magnoliopsida; Fabales; Fabaceae
Product: pescadillo homolog
Exons: 1
Coding region: 242-802 (186 amino acids)
Biological process (GO): maturation of LSU-rRNA from tricistronic rRNA transcript (SSU-rRNA, 5.8S rRNA, LSU-rRNA); ribosome biogenesis
Cellular component (GO): PeBoW complex; nucleolus
Molecular function (GO): RNA binding
Source: RefSeq, a predicted model, not a curated record